UUCUACCGCUUCUGGCAAGAUAUACCUCUGGAAAGGUCGCGGUUGCUCAGCAGAAGAACUUUCCGGUGCGCGCCUGAUGGGCAUGGACCUCGCGCCCACGGGCGACUUCCAAGAAAUCAACGAAGGCUCCGAGCCCCAGCACCUCAUCAACAUUUUUCCGCCACCCUCUCACAAAGGCCCUGCAAUCCCACGCUCCGCCGAUCACUGGCGCUACAAAGCCACCUCAGACCGCUACCGUGCACGGCUGUACAAGAUAGACCAGCAACAAGAGGCCUCUGGAGGAUGGGGGCAAAGUCUGCAGGUGGGUUCCUUCUUCGCGAACCUGCGCCGCAGCUCGUUUGCGCAGUCGCUCUCUCCCACUUCUACUGGGGCUCACGCUGAACUCGGCCCACAGACGCCUACCACCCCCAAGAGCCCACUGCCGCCGGGCGUUACGACGAAGGCCGUGGAGAUUAUGCCUUUCUGCCAGCGCGACCUGGAGCCAGAGUACAUCUAUGUGCUGGAUGCUUUCUUUGAGAUGUACAUGUAAGUUUGACCACACCCUUCAACGCCCUGGACCAGAUGCUAAUUUGCUGCAGUAUCG
This is a messenger RNA of Didymella exigua CBS 183.55, 583 nucleotides long. RefSeq lists its product as uncharacterized. The annotation marks the transcript as partial. NCBI's taxonomy places the organism in Eukaryota, Fungi, Ascomycota, Dothideomycetes, Pleosporales, Didymellaceae. The transcript has a single exon. The record is from RefSeq and is a predicted model, not a curated record.